This is a messenger RNA of Solanum pennellii, 471 nucleotides long. Its product is annotated as late embryogenesis abundant protein M17-like. The transcript has 3 exons. The coding region runs from base 1 to 471 and encodes 156 amino acids. The record is from RefSeq and is a predicted model, not a curated record. Lineage: Eukaryota; Viridiplantae; Streptophyta; Magnoliopsida; Solanales; Solanaceae.
AUGAAGCUUAAGACUUAUAUUUUCCCUUUGCUUUUAGUUCUUCUCCUAUCAUAUUAUUACGUAAAUGCUGCUGAAACAUCACAAGAUGAAAAAAAUGCUAAUGAAGUGAAAGAAGCAAGCAACCAGUACAACGGCGGCGGACACGGAGGCCGAGGCAGUGGAGAACAUUGUCAUUAUGGCUGCUGCGGCGGUUAUAGCAAACGUGGUUGCCAGCAAUGUUGCACCCCUCAAGAAAGUGUUGUAGUGGCCGGUGAUGGUGAUGGUUAUGGUUAUGGAUACGGGUGGGGAGGACGUGGCGGUUGGGGUGGACGUGGUGGUGGCGGUUGGGGUGGACGUGGAGGUGGUGGUGGCGGUCGACGCGGAGGUUGCCGAUAUGGAUGUUGUAAUCGUGGUAGAUAUGGAAAUUGCUACGAAUGUUGUUACUCAGCUGCAGAAGCAAAAGCCUAUUAUGAAAAUGAAGUUCAACCAUAA